AAGCGCAAAUCUACGGUCUGUUCCGCAAUCUUGCCGAGUCAGUUCUUCGGAUCCGUAUACGCAACUGUCAGGUCUAGUUUAGACACGAAGAUCAAAGAUUAACUUGUUCUUUCCUCUCAAUAUUGGAAGAACAAGUGUCACAAUAUAAUAUUAUAAUUAUUUUACUUUUGCGCCGAUUGCAAGAAUCAGCUCUGAGAAAGUCAAUCGAUUAACUACCGAUCAACGAUAAGUUUUUAUAUUUUUAGUUAUUCAGAGUUAAAUGACUACGUGUCUGUACUGAAUCCUUGUAAAAGAAGUCAAUAGUAAAUCAGGUACAAAAAAUGGCAUUCCGUGAUCUUGUGGAAGGAGAUUGUGGAAAUUCCAGCUCGUUGUUAGGUUUGGCAUCACACUAUGUCAAUAAUCAUGGAUUCAAGGAAGAAGGUAUUCAGCAGUUACUUGGGCCACCAAACCUGCAUCAACCAGUAACUGGAGAUCAGUUAGUUAAAGAAUUCCUAGAAGAAUCAGUUUGCCCACAAACAUUUAAAAUGAACAAUUUAUUGCAAGAAAUGAGGAGCAUUGAACAAAGUAUUUCUUGUCCUAUGGUAACAUCUGGAAGUAUCAUAGAAUCAAGUAAUUCAAACAAUAAUUGGAUAAUUGAAUAUACAGAUUCUAAGAACAUGAACAAGGACAUGCAUUUGACUAAAAGUCAUCCUGAAAUUGGCUUUGGACCAGAAUGGGAAGAAGAAUACAUAAAGCAGAAUAUAGAUAUGAAACAGAAUAUUGCAACAAGUAGUGAUUCAGAACAGUUUCAACUUUCAGAAGAUUAUAAGAGAGAAUACUUAGAAUCACAGCCAGAAAUUUUUGAAUUCAUGAAAGAAUAUGAUAUAAACCAACAAAAAAGACACCUUGCUUGCUUUCGUGAUGAUGAUACUAUCUUGAACAAAGUGGAGGAAGAAUUAGAAGCUGCAGGUUCAUGGACAAAUGAAUUUAUAAAAGAUGAUACUUUAUCAAAAGACACUGAUUACAAUAGCUGGGAAGAGUUAGAAAAACAAUGGGAAAAAUUAGAUAGCACUGAUUUCUACCCAUUUGGCGUAUCAAAUGAUCCCGUUUCUGAGGUGUAUGAAUUUCAACAAACAAAUCCUAUGAAAGAUUUGCCAAAUGCGUUAGAGGAAGGCAAGAGACGAUUAAAAGUGGGAGAUUUGCCAGGUGCUGUGCUUUGUUUUGAAGUAGCUGUUCAACAGGAAGAAAAUAAUUCUGAAGCUUGGUAUCUUCUUGGCAGAGCACAGGCUGAAAAUGAGCAAGAUCAUUUUGCCAUUCCUGCCUUAAAGCGUUGUCUGGAUUUAGAUCCAAUGCAUGGUGCUGCUCUCAUGGCACUAGCAGUUUGUUAUACAAAUGAAUGUCAGCAAAGGCAAGCUUGCAUUACAUUGAAGGAAUGGCUAUUGAAAAACGUGAAAUAUGAACACUUGGUUAUAGAAGGUUCGGGAAUAUCUGAACGACAUCCACGUUCACCUAGCAUAUUGUUAGAUAAUGCACUACGGAGAGAAGUUCAACAAUUGUAUAUCAAAGCCGCGAGAAUGAAUCCCCACGGUGAAAUUGACCCGGACGUACAAUGUGGGCUAGGUGUACUAUUAACUUUGAUGAGCGAGUAUGAAAAAGCUGCGGAUUGCUUUCAAGCAGCGUUAGCGGUGCGUCCCGAGGAUCCUGGAUUGUGGAAUAGAUGGGGCGCUACUCUGGCUAAUGGGCAACGAUCGGCAGAAGCUAUAGAUGCGUAUCGACGUGCCUUAGAAUUAUCGCCUGGAUUCAUCAGAGCACGUUACAACCUCGGCAUAUCUUGCAUUAAUCUUGGAGCACAUGCACAAGCAGCUGAACAUCUUCUGAUAGCCUUAAAUCAGCAAGCCUCAGGAAGAGACACAGAAGGUAAACCUGUAGCUUCUGAAGUAAAUAUGUCAAGAACGAUAUGGUCAACUUUAAGAUUAGUAAUAGCAUUAAUGGACAAAGUUCAUUUGAUGGAAUCUGUAGAUAAUAGAGAUUUACAAAAAUUAAAUAAGGAAUUUGAAAUUGUAUGGAAUCCACACACAUAAAUGCAUUUAUAAGUUUACAUGGUAAUAUGCAAAUACUUUAGGUAUAGAUAAUCUGGAAAAGAAAUAAUCGUAUUUUUUGCCAUAAAUACGGGUAGAAUAUAUGGAUGGUUAAUGGCGCGCGAAUUCUGACAUAUUUUAUAUAUAUUUCCAACAUGUUAAUUAAAUCUGUAAAAAUGUAUUGGGUUGGCCAAUAAUUCUUGUGCAGUUUUUUAUCUGCAAAUGAAAGAUGAUGUUUUAUAGAAUACAAUAAUUAGUCAAUAA
Messenger RNA from Odontomachus brunneus, 2321 nucleotides. It is a transcript of the gene Pex5, whose product is annotated as peroxisomal targeting signal 1 receptor. The coding region runs from base 321 to 2060 and encodes 579 amino acids. The record is from RefSeq and is a predicted model, not a curated record. Gene Ontology annotation, biological process: protein import into peroxisome matrix, docking. Gene Ontology annotation, cellular component: peroxisomal membrane; cytosol. The transcript has 8 exons. NCBI's taxonomy places the organism in Eukaryota, Metazoa, Arthropoda, Insecta, Hymenoptera, Formicidae. Gene Ontology annotation, molecular function: protein binding.